Molecule: messenger RNA, 2069 nt
Organism: Alligator sinensis (Chinese alligator)
Lineage: Eukaryota; Metazoa; Chordata; Crocodylia; Alligatoridae
Gene: UAP1
Product: UDP-N-acetylglucosamine pyrophosphorylase 1
Exons: 10
Coding region: 17-1585 (522 amino acids)
Biological process (GO): UDP-N-acetylglucosamine biosynthetic process
Molecular function (GO): UDP-N-acetylglucosamine diphosphorylase activity
Source: RefSeq, a predicted model, not a curated record
GGGUCCCGCAGGCCCCAUGGAGCAGAGCGAGCUGCGCGCCCGCCUGGCCUGCGCCGGCCAGAGCCAUCUCCUGCGCUUCCUGCCCGAGCUGAGCCGCGCCGAGCAGCGGGCGCUGAGCGAGGAGCUGCGGAGCAUGGACUUCGAGGAGCUCGGCCGCUUCUUCCGCAGGGCCAUGGAGAGCGGCGGCGGCGGCGCCGGCCAGGACAAGGUGGACGCCCGCAUGGAGCCCGUGCCCCGGCAGGUGCUGGGCAGCGCCACCAGGGACCGCGACCAGCUGCACGACUGGGAGCAGCGAGGUCUACACCAUAUUUCUCAGAGCAAAGUAGCUGUUCUUCUUCUAGCUGGCGGUCAGGGGACAAGGCUGGGUGUUUCAUAUCCCAAGGGAAUGUAUGAUGUUGGAUUGCUGUCGCACAAAACGCUUUUCCAGAUCCAAGCGGAGCGCAUCUUGAAGCUUCAGCAGCUGGCUGAAAAAGAACAUGGCACCAAAUGUGUUAUUCCGUGGUACAUCAUGACAAGUGGCAGAACAAUGGAAUCCACAAAGGAGUUCUUCUUGAAACACAAGUAUUUUGGUUUAAAGAAGGAAAAUGUGGUCUUUUUCCAGCAGGGGAUGCUGCCUGCCAUGGGGUUUGAUGGGAAAAUUCUUCUGGAAGAGAAGAGCAAAGUUUCCAUGGCACCAGAUGGCAAUGGAGGACUGUAUCGAGCUCUCGGUGCCCAUGGUAUCAUUGAGGACAUGGAACGGCGAGGCAUCGGGAGCAUCCACGUGUACUGUGUUGACAACAUCUUGGUGAAGGUGGCUGACCCCAGGUUCAUUGGGUUCUGCAUACAGAAAGGAGCAGAUUGUGGUGCAAAGGUGGUGGAGAAGACGAACCCCACAGAGCCAGUUGGUGUGGUAUGCAGAGUCGAUGGCGUGUACCAGGUGGUGGAAUACAGCGAGAUCUCCCUGGCCACAGCGCAGAAACGCAGCCCUGAUGGCCGGCUGCUCUUCAACGCAGGCAACAUCGCCAAUCACUACUUCACAGUGGCAUUCCUUCGAGAUGUAGUCAACACUUACGAGCCUCAGCUGCAGCACCAUGUGGCCCAGAAGAAGAUCCCACAUAUGGAUGUUGCCAGUGGGCGGCUGCUCGAGCCAGACAAGCCCAAUGGUAUCAAGAUGGAGAAAUUUGUCUUUGACAUCUUCCAGUUUGCCAAGAAGUUUGUGGUGUACGAAGUGUUGCGGGAAGAUGAAUUCUCGCCUCUGAAGAAUGCAGACAGUCAGAAUGGGAAGGACAACCCCACCACAGCCCGGCAUGCCCUCAUGUCUCUACACCACUGCUGGGUCCUCAAUGCUGGGGGCCACUUUGUGGAUGAAAAUGGUACUCGCAUCCCUGCAAUCCCCCGCUUCACAAACGGAAGGCCAGAUGCCAUCAGAGCUGAUGUCAAUGACAAUUUGAAGGAUGCAAAUGAUUUGCCAAUCCAGUGUGAGAUUUCUCCCCUUGUCUCCUAUGGAGGAGAAGGCCUGGAACAGUAUGUGAAAAAUAGAGAGUUUCGGGCACCUUUGAUUAUUGAUGAAAAUGGAGUCCAUGAGCUGGUGAAGAAUGGAGUGUAGACUCUGAGCAAGAAGCCACCACACCUGGAAGUGGUUGUUUCUUCAGCUGCCAGAAUGUGAAUAUGUGCAAAUGAAGAUUUCUAAUCAAAAUGGGUAGGCAGUUGGUCUUGCUCACCUUGAACUCAGAUGGGAGUAACACAUUUGGCUCUUGGCAUGUUGGUGGUUUCUAUUUAUAUUUUAAUUUAAAAACCAAACAUUUUAGCAAAUCCCCUGAUGCAAAGUGCACUUGUGGUGUUGCUCUCCACACUCUGAGCCAUGGGCAUUUAUUUUGUAAUGUGUAUAUAGUAAUAAAUAAUUGUACAUGCAGAAGAGUUUUUACGGUACAGGGGAGGGGAGGGAAUUAUCUUAAAUUUUAUUUUUCUCAAAUAUACAUGACUAUUUUUUUUAAUAGGGUCUUUGUCACUGCCCAUGUCCUGCCGUUUUAAGUCAUCAUUUGUACAUUAGAGAUGGCACGGUUGGAAGAAAACACAAAUAAAUCUCUGAA